AUGGCUUUAGAUAAUGUAUCUGAAUGGAAAUACAUUAGUAAAAGAGAUAUUGGUGUGACAUGCGUGGCAUUUAGUGGUGGUCAACCAAGAGAAGGAGUAGAUAUGGGCCCUGAAUAUGUCCUGAAAGCAAAUUUAAUUCAACAACUUCAAGAUAUGAAUUUCAAUGUGAUGUUAACAGAUAAUAAAAUUCAUACUUAUAAAGAAUUCUUUCCCGAAUCAGAUCAACCGAUAGGUAUUGUUAAACGUCCGCGAACUGUUGGUGUUGUUAACAAAAUUCUCACGACACAAGUUUAUAGUCAUGCCAAAGAAGGCCGAUUAGCUUUACAAAUAGGUGGUGAUCAUUCCAUGGCUAUUGGAACUAUCAGUGGUAUGUCACGAGCAAUUAAAGAACGGUUCGGACGCGAUUUAAAAGUUAUUUGGGUUGAUGCCCACGCUGAUAUUCAUACCGUUGAAUCAACUGAAAGUGGCAAUAUACAUGGAAUGCCUCUAUCGUUUCUUCUUGGUCUCGUCAAAAAAAGCAUCGAAGGCUUGGAUUGGAUUGAGCCUUGCUUAAAGCCGGAAAAUCUUACCUACAUCGGUUUACGUGAUGUUGACAAAGCGGAAAAAGAAACUCUAAAAAAAUAUAAUAUAAAAGCUUUUUCAAUGCAUGAAAUUGAUCGGUACGGUAUUGGCCAAGUUGUGGAUAUGGCUAUUGAUUAUUUAUCACAAGACGGCGAUGGUCAAGGACCAAUACAUCUUUCAUUCGAUAUUGAUGCACUUGAUCCAUCUGUUGCUGCAAGCACAGGCACUCCUGUUCGCGGUGGAUUAACGUUCCGUGAAGGUCAUUAUAUAUGUGAAGCUUUGCACAAAACUGGACGAUUAGUUGGAUUAGACAUGGUUGAAGUUAAUCCAGCUAUUGGUAAUCAUUGUGAAGACACAGUUACGGUUGGAUGCAGUCUUAUUCGAGCAACAUUCGGAGAAUCUCUGUUGUAA
This is a messenger RNA of Adineta ricciae, 972 nucleotides long. The record is from the annotation of a GenBank genome assembly. Lineage: Eukaryota; Metazoa; Rotifera; Eurotatoria; Adinetida; Adinetidae.